This is a messenger RNA of Pyricularia grisea, 1350 nucleotides long. RefSeq lists its product as uncharacterized. The record is from RefSeq and is a predicted model, not a curated record. The transcript has a single exon. NCBI's taxonomy places the organism in Eukaryota, Fungi, Ascomycota, Sordariomycetes, Magnaporthales, Pyriculariaceae. The coding region runs from base 1 to 1350 and encodes 449 amino acids.
AUGCCGACGCUUACAGGCGGAUCUCCAGAGACUGGUCAGGCAUACUGUGAUUCCAAACCAUUUACGGCCCUCAGAGAUCCUGAUAUCAACAACCCGCACGACGUUUACAAAAGCCCAAGAAUGGAUCACCAAACCAUGCCUAACGGGGAGGAUGGGCACAAGACCUGGACCAGGAUCUACCUGUUCUACCUUCACGUCGCCGUCAAGCUGCGAGGCGCCGAUACCAUCGAGGCUAGACUUCAGCGGGUGCUGCACCAGCACCAGCACCAGCAGCAGUCGACGCCGGACGGCACUGGCCUUGCCGUGACGCUCAGCAGCUCUGAUCGCACGCUUCUAAACAUCUUUGGGGAUUAUAUGCUCGAGCGUCUCUGCCGCCUCAACCCAGCCGACGAGUGGGCCGACGGGUACGAGCGCUUCUUGGCCCGGCUUCCUGGCCACAUCGGCCGGCAAGACAUCGACGAGGAUACGCUCAGGUUCUGCAAGUGGCUAUACUCCACUCUCUCAGACCUACAGAUCAUUGAGCAGCUGCCGGAAGGUGUACCGUAUCUUUCGCCACAGGACCUCAAGAUACUGACCAGUGACAACCUCGUAGCUUCCUGGAGCAGCAGCACAGGACCCCCAGCUGCCGCCGCCACGGCGGCUCCCAGCAUGCAGACGGCAGAACCCGUCAACGUGCGUGGCUCGCUGGGCGAGGAGGAAGACGACGAAUACCUCACUGGGUUCACGUCAGCGGCGGAUUCUUCAGCGUCGGCCAUAACUUCCCCGUUUGGUUCGUCAACAGGACUAAGCAGGCUUUCGACCCCAUCCAACCAGUCGGCUAGCCUCCACCCAGUGACCACGACCGCGGCCACCCCUGCCAAGAACAAAAAACCUCAGCCGGAGCACGGAUUGGACCACGACGGGGGUCUUCGGGUCCGCGGAAUGCAGCGGCAGCAGCAGCAGCAGCAGCAGCAGCAGCAGCAGCAGCAGCAGCAGCAGCAGCAGCAGCAGCAGGACUUUGUUGCACAAGAAUCCAGCGGCAUUGUUCGUCCGCUCCCGCCUGUGAGCCACCGGGUCGACUUGCCCGCCUGGAAUACGCGCGGCGGCGGCCGAGCGGGCGACUACCAUAACGCCCAGCGAGGCGGUCUGUCGUACAGCUUCGUCCCAUACAGUUCGAUGCCUGCAGUGGCACCGGCACUUCAUCCGCCACCAAGAGGAGCGUAUCCGCCGGGCUACUUUCGCUACGACCGGCCUCUGUCUCCGCCCUCCCUGGCAAGGUUCGACUCAGUCUUGGGGAGGAUGCUGCCGAGUAACUUUCCAGCCCCGUACUACCCGUCAAUGCCAUCCACUCAACCUGCCUAUUUCACCUAG